AUAACAUACAUUACCAUAAUAAUAAUAAUAUCUAAUAAAUAAAUAGACAAAUAAAUAAACAAAUAAAAAUAAGAAGAAGGAAUCCCAAACUCAAAGAGACCGAAGGGAAGAAGAAGAAGAAACCAUUAUUUUGAUUCCUAUGUCUUCUACUACUUUGGCUCUGGAAUGCAUCCGAUGACGCAAGACGAAUUCGUAAAUUACUAAAGGAGGUGCUGUUGGGACUGUAGCAUGUUUGACCCAAUAUUGGUGGUGGUCUGUUGUGCUGGGAUUGGCUUGACUCUUUCUUACCUGACACUCGGAAGUUCCAGAGUCCCUGACAAGAAGGAUGACGAUGACGAGAGCAAUGAAACUGGGCAUUCGUCCAGAAAGAGACGGGUUCUUAUCGUCACUGCCCACCCUGAUGAUGAGGUGAUGUUUUUCGGUCCGACCAUUCUCCACUUCACUCAGCGGGAGGGAGCACUCGUCUACCUUCUGUGUCUCUCCACAGGUAAUCAUUACGGAAAGGGCAGAAUUCGUUGUCAAGAACUCAUGGAGAGUUGUCGCCUGUUGGGAAUAGCGAGAGAAAAUAUUCUGCUCUAUCGAUGUGAUGAUUUGCCGGAUGAUCCGUCCAUAAUGUGGCCAACCGUACGCACUGCCAAUCUUAUCAACCAGUAUCUUCAUGCUCUAGAUAUAAACAUGGUGGUAACGUUUGAUGUUGGAGGUGUCAGCGGUCAUGUUAAUCAUUCCGCCCUUUAUUCUGCCAUCCAGCAUCUUGUGGAAGAAGAAUUUCUGCCAGAAACCUGUGAAGCCUUUUCUUUGGAUUCAGUCAAUAUUUUCCGAAAAUACUCCUCACUUCUUGAUGUUCCUCUAAGUUAUGCUUUUUCGUCCUGUGCCUUCACUGUAGAUUUUAAACACUACGCCAUUUUACAGAGAGCCAUGCGUGCCCACAAUAGCCAGUUUGUGUGGUUCAGAAAGCUCUAUAUGAUUUUCUCAAGAUACGUACUCAUUAAUACUUUAACAAAAAUAAAUACCUAGGGAACAGAUUUGUGUGUAUAUAUUUUUCAGAUGUACUUUUUAUGGGAGUUUUAUCCUCGUCUUAGUAAUUUGUGUGUAGUGUAUAAUUUAUUUGAUUUGUUGCACUGUACUUAGCAGAAAAUGGACUGCCAUAUCCUGAGUCAGAAUGUGGGAAAAAUAUUUUGAUGCAACGGCCAAUAUCUCAUCGUGAUUUUGUGACCUGCAUUUUGUAUAAGUGAUGUUUGACAUUAUCAUCUCUUUAUAACUUGCACUGUAUAUACAGCACCUAAAUUUUCCUGCUAAGGUACAUAUUAAGAAUACAUUGAUAUAAAUACAAGAAUUAAAUUCAAUUUAAAAUACUGUAGUACCUGGUUCUCCUACUAAGACUUAAGUGUACUAUUUUUCAUGUGAGAACACCUGCAAAGAAAUGGUUGUUGUCUCAUGGAAACUUAAGCUGACUUUCCGAUCAGUAACAAAGACCCUACAUUGUAGCCUGCAUUUGAAUAUUUUAUAGAUAUCUUACAGUUGCCAGCAAUUCCUCAUAGUUUCAAACCUAAACUAACCUGUAACUUACCCUUGACAUUCAAUUUUUAAUCCUAUAAAAUGGUAGCCAGGCCAAAUACAAUGAAAAUAACAUAAAUACGUUAAGCAAAGGAGCUACUGGGAGGUGACUUUUGUGUUUCAAUAGUCAUUUUAUUUGCUGUAAGUGUAAUUUGAUUUUCUCUACACCUGACAAAGCCUAAAUGCCAUUUCUCGGCAAUUUUCUAUAUUUAACUGCAGACAUAUAGUAGUAUUGUCAUUUGGAAUUGCAACUUUUGUUGGAAGCAUAUUUCAUCUGAAAAAUAUUCAUAAUCUGUACAGUGACCCUUGGUUGUGUGAGACAGAAGGUAUUUGGUUAUAAUGUUUUGAAUUUACUUGUGAAAAUACAUUUACAUAUUUAACGUUUGUAAGUGUUUGUUUAAGGAUUUUAAUACUAUCUGUAAAAAUCUUUAUGGAAAUUUAUAUUUUUAGGAUAUGUUGUUUAAUAACUCACCAGAAACACACAUUCAAGAGCAUUGAAUAAAAAAAAAAGGGCCUUAGGAUGCAGGUUAUUGUCACAAGAAAAUUGAAUGUGUUUCAUGUGGGUUUAUUUAUGUGUUUUCUUGGUAACAGUAUUAGUUUUUCGAUGAAUUACUUUAUUAGGUCACAGCUCUGAAUAGUUAUUAUAGCAGGUUCCUCAAAACUUGUGAAAAAAAUUUUCUUUGAAGUCCACCGUUAAGGUACCACACGAUUAGAUGUUAUCCGGUCAAUUUGUUUUUGCUCGAUGAAAUAUUUGGUCAGUUUUGUUUGAUGAUGUAGCUCCCUUCCAACCUUGGAGGGAAGAGAAUAUGUUUGGUAGGUUUGUUGCUUUACUUGUAGCCUGCAAAUAGUCUGUUACUAGUGAGUUUCCCAGCAUUAUACUUUGUUCACUGUUUACAUUUACAGGGGUAUUUAAAACUACUGUACAGAGCAUUAGUAGUGAACUGCUCAGGACCAACAUUUUUGUUCAGUGUAUCAUAAUUAGUCUCAUUCACGAUCAUUGUUAGUCUUUACUGUUAGCAGUAUCAUUGUCAUCAAUUUCAUCAUCAUCAUCAUGGUUUACUGAUGAAUAUUGCAUAAUUACAUUUUCAUGACGCACCACAUGAAGAACACUGUACGUAUCAGUAUUUCAACGUAUUGCUAGAUGCUACCUAUGUUUUCAUUCACGGACAAACUACAGCAAUGUGCUUAGGUGCAGUGUGGGAACCAGGUAUAUAUUUGCUAAAAAAUUGCAUACUUUCUAAGGGUUUAGAGAUCCCUCUCAACCUUCUGUAUUCAGUACAUAUGAAAUUCCAUCAAUUGCAUGCAUCAUUUAUGCUCUCCAUAUAUGUAAAUUCUGUCCUUUGUCUGUGGUGUUGACUCCCCUCUUUUCAGGGUUGUUUCAGGUUGCUUAGUCUUUCCUCUGAAGGGCGUUGUCAUCUACUGUGGGCUGUUAAAUAUCAAGUGUUUUAUAGAAUGUUUUGCUUUAUCACCAAACUGUGGUAGAAAUCCUUGUUCAUACUUUACAUCUAUUUUUUCCUUUUACUUUAAUAUUAUUAUACAAAGGAUCAGUUUAUCCAGACCUCUGAGCCCAGUAAAGGCUCUUCUCAUGCUGGUUAGCCCUUUUACUUAAAGCUCUGGAGAAAUGAAGUCAAUUAUUGUAUUGCAUGCAAACAUAAAACAUCAAUACAAAUUCUUGACACUUUCAAGUUAGUGAGCAUUUCAUUAUAGUGUUCCAGCCCGGGAAAUGUCCAAGCCUUGAUGGCUGACACUGCAAUUAUGUAGUCAUUAGAUGAAAUGAAAUGAAAUGAGGUUUUGCUUAGGGUAUGUGGAAAUUGGUACAUAAGUUCAUGUCUGUGUUGUAGACAUGAAGUUCAUCUCCCACUUUUCUCUUAGAUAUAUUUUUUUUCAUACUGGAAAACUGAGAUAUAUUUUUUUUCAUACUGGAAAACUGUGGGCAGGAUGACAUUCAACCUUCAAGAAUUAUAGUGCAGCUCUUUCACAGGUCGUCCAAAUAUUCUUUUGGAUGCAGCUCCAUCCCCUCCCUUUGAGAUGAGUUGCUCCUGUGUCCUGUCAUGGCUUUGAAAAGAGAGUACAUCGUUGCCACCAGUUAUUCCAUAUCCCACUGUCAGUACAUAUUUGUUUAUGUCACUGUAGCGUGGUAUCACCUCUUACCUUAAAACACUACAGCCUUCUGACUUUCAUAUAUUGAAAGUGCCUUUUCUUCUGUCCAAGAGGACUUUGCUGCCUCUCAAUGUAAAGUUCAUAAAAUUUUGGCUCUGGCUACUUUAGUUCAUUGCAGACAUCAGUUGAUCAAGUCACACAUACUCGAGUUGGAGAUACCAGUUCACCUCUUUCCAGUUUGGAGACAUCUACAGUACUUCAGUACACUUUCGUCAGCCCUGUGGUGGCCACUGGCACAGCAGGCAGCUAAACUCUUCCCCAACUAUUACUCUUUUUACCAUCUGUUUUCACUCGUCAUUUUAUCCUCGACAAACCUUUACAUUUCCUACGAAUUAGUGGGUGGGUAUGAGAAAAAUUUCCAUUGCCUUCCUGUCCAAGUUAAUCAUGCUUGGUGUAAGGCCAGUAUAUGCCCAUUUCCAGCCACAAGCUUUCAAGUCACACAUCAUACAUAAACACCUUUACAUUGAGACGAAGCAUCCCCCCUCUCCCCUCCAGUCAGGCACAGGCACACCACUUGAAGGAAGAUGCUUCCUACUGAAUAGAAGGGGUGAGAGAUGGCGUUCCUUCAGUUGAGAGGGAUCUCGCACCCUCAAGAGAGGCAAUAUCUUUAUAUUAAAUAUAUGUGUAUGGUUGUCCGCUUCAAAUAGAAGCAUAAGGUUAUGUAUGGCAAUGCUUUGAAUAUAAGGAACAAAAUUUUUCAGAAUAUUUUGCCGAUAGACAAUAGUGCACAUUUACAGGAAUCCUUAAUAUGAUGGAGUAAAUAUAAUCAAGUACAAAGUCAUCAAUUUCAGGGGUUAGUAUCAUCAUUGCCAUUUUCUAACUUGAAAAUGGUAAUUGUAAACUGCAAUGUAAUGAAAGUCAAGAUAUAUGGUUUUAUUAAACCUGCCCAACAGUGUAGGUAUUUAGAGAGAUGCUACUAACAGCAGCAGUUUAAAAUGGUGAAACUCCUUGAAGUAAUUAUGAAUAUAAUGCUGUAGAUACUUUUGGUCAUAACAAUUCACAAAAGGCAAUUAGGUUUAUGGAGAUAAGCCUGCCUUAUAUUUUGAAUGAUGUUUUCUGUGAUUGGGGAUUUUAGGCCUUACAUACAUUUGGAGAAUGGUAAGAUUUUUGCAGCUGGUAUAUAUUGUCUGUGAUGAGAAAUACAAGUACAUAUUAGUACAAUAGAAUUUUUGUCUAGACUUUUAGGAACAAUUUUUUUUUUAAAUCAUGGCUUUAGCACUUGAGAAUUGACCAUGGCAGCUAUAAAGCUAUUCUGUUCUCAGAAUGAUUAUUCACAAUGUACAUUUAAAGGACUGUAAGCAUUUGCUAGCAUUCACAAAUGAGGUAAACUGUAUAAUUUGCAAUACUCUGCAAAAGUAUUAUGUAUUGAUAAUACUCGUCACAUAGCUGGACAUUCCAGAAACUGCCUGCAAUUGCUUCUUGAUUGCAUGUAUAUGCAGUCCCCGGGUUAUGACGCGUUCGGCUUACGACGUUCCAAGGUUAAGGCGCUUUUCAAUUAUAUUCAUCAGAAAUUAUUUCCAGGGUUACGACGCCUACAAUGCUGAUCUGGCCGAAGAAAUAUGACACCAAAAAUGCAAAAUAUUCAAUAUUUGAAGGUUUUUUUAUGAAAAAUGCAAUAAGAAUGCAGUUUACAUAGUUUUCAAAGCAUUAAAGUAAGGUUUUCUUAGGAUUUUUUAUGAUGAUCCGGCUUACGAAGAUUUUUGGGUUACAACGCAUCUCAAGAACGGAACCCCUCUCGUAACCCGGGGACUGCCUGUAUAUUCAGCCUCACAGUGAGCAGGUACUGAAAUUCUUUUAAGUUACAGUCAGCCCCUGCCUAUUUGUGGUUCUGGAGUCGCGGCCUCCCCUAUUUGCGUAUUUUCCUGUGGAACAUAUUUCUAUGUCAUUCACAUAAAAUUUGCCUGUUGCAGAAUUUUUCAUAGAGAAAUGUUCACUAAUAACAGUAUUUUCAUAUUUUCAUGACUAAAUACAUUCUUCAUGAUAAAAUUGUCAAAAAAGGCAGUUAUUAGCAUUUUUAGAGGGGUGUCGGGUAUUUGCGGGCAGGGGGAGGUUUUGUCCUUAUUCCCCGCGAAUCCCAGGGGUUGAUUGUAUGUAACUUCAGCUCACUGCAGCUUCUUUGAAGUCUUCAACAGAGUAAUAAGUGCUAAGUGCUACCUAAUUAAUACUUGCUAUAAAGUGGUGAUAAGCAUCUUGUUUAUCCUAUACGUAUUUGCAUUUCUUCUCUAGUCCUGUUGUAUGAAAUGCUGUAUUCAUUUUUCCUUCAAUGUAGCUGGAAAUAUAUUAAAAAUUAAUAGCA
This is a messenger RNA of Macrobrachium nipponense, 6010 nucleotides long. It is a transcript of the gene PIG-L, whose product is annotated as N-acetylglucosaminyl-phosphatidylinositol de-N-acetylase-like. The record is from RefSeq and is a predicted model, not a curated record. Lineage: Eukaryota; Metazoa; Arthropoda; Malacostraca; Decapoda; Palaemonidae. Gene Ontology annotation, molecular function: N-acetylglucosaminylphosphatidylinositol deacetylase activity. The transcript is spliced from 7 exons. Gene Ontology annotation, biological process: GPI anchor biosynthetic process. Bases 229 to 1014 code for a protein of 261 amino acids. Gene Ontology annotation, cellular component: endoplasmic reticulum.